Molecule: messenger RNA, 551 nt
Organism: Choloepus didactylus (southern two-toed sloth)
Lineage: Eukaryota; Metazoa; Chordata; Mammalia; Pilosa; Megalonychidae
Gene: NDUFB7
Product: NADH:ubiquinone oxidoreductase subunit B7
Exons: 3
Coding region: 77-490 (137 amino acids)
Cellular component (GO): mitochondrion
Source: RefSeq, a predicted model, not a curated record
UGCUGGCCAAGGAGGAGUGCUUCCGGGUACGCGCGAGGUGACCCCGGCUGCCCCGGGGACCGCGGCGGCAGCAGCUAUGGGGGCGCACCUGGCCCGGCGCUACGUGGGCGAUGCCUCGGUGGAGCCCGACCCCCUGCAGAUGCCCAGCUUCCCGCCCGACUACGGCUUCCCCGAGCGCAAGGAGCGCGUGAUGGUGGCGACGCAGCAGGAGAUGAACGAUGCGCAGCUGGUGCUGCAGCAGCGCGACUACUGCGCGCACUACCUCAUCCGGCUGCUCAAGUGCAAGCGCGACAGCUUCCCCAACUUCCUGGCCUGCAAGCACGAGCAGCACGACUGGGACUACUGCGAGCAUCUCGACUACGUGCAGCGUAUGAAGGAGUUCGAGCGGGAGCGUCGCCUGCUCCAGCGGAAGAAGCGGCGGGAACGGAGGGAGGCCGAAGCCGCCAGAGGCCAGGGGGCCGGCGAAGUGGCUCCGGAGAUGGCCCUAUAGGGCUCUGUCCACUUCGCUGUGGACCCAUCAAAGAAAUAAAGCCUCCAGGCCCUUCCCCAGA